Messenger RNA from Colletotrichum orchidophilum, 885 nucleotides. RefSeq names its product acetyltransferase. Gene Ontology annotation, molecular function: protein-N-terminal-alanine acetyltransferase activity; protein N-terminal-serine acetyltransferase activity. NCBI's taxonomy places the organism in Eukaryota, Fungi, Ascomycota, Sordariomycetes, Glomerellales, Glomerellaceae. The record is from RefSeq and is a predicted model, not a curated record. The coding region runs from base 1 to 885 and encodes 294 amino acids. The transcript is spliced from 3 exons.
AUGGCCAUGUGGAUGACUUGCGUCUACUUGUGGUCCGACCCUGCCGAUGAGCUGACCGACCCGAGCGGCACCGGCCCCGGAUCCAUUGCGCCAAAGUUGCGCGUAUAUGGCGUAUCUGGCGUGUCUCGCCUGACCGGGCCGGUCGCCCCACUUCGCGCCGAACCGAUGUCGUCCGGAACCAUGGAACCCCCCGUCGGACCUCUCGUUGCCUCCGAUCCGGCUACGGCCCCGUCCCAUACCCCGCUCCACGGCCGGUACACCUCCCUGGUCCCAUUGCAACCAUCGCAUGCAGAAGCCAUCUUCAAGCACCUCGGCCGGGAAGAAAACGCGUGGCGGUGGACAUACCUUUUCAAUGAGCCAUUCCUCGAGUACGAACAAUGCGAGGCCGCCUUCAAGCAAUGGAGCGUCUCGAAGGACCCGCUGUAUUUCACUGUCUUAUCUGGUCCCGCCUCGAACCCGUCGUCUGAGCCGGUUGGCGUGAUGGCAUAUCUCUCUAUUGUGCCAGGUCACAGACGCAUUGAGAUUGGCUGCAUCAUCUUCAGUGAGCAGCUCAAGCAGACGCGCGCUGCUACUGAGGCUCAAUACCUCCUUAUGAAGAACGCCUUUGACGGCUUGGGCAAUUACAGACUCGAGUGGAAGGCCAACCAUUUGAACAAGCCGAGUCUGGCAGCUGCUGAGCGCUUGGGUUAUACUUAUGAAGGCACAUUCAGAAAACACAUGGUCAUCAAGGGAAGACGCAGAGACACUGCAUGGUUUAGCAUAACAGAUGACGAGUGGCCGGUGAUCAAAGGCGGCUUGGAAGCUUGGCUGAGUGAGGAUAACUUUGACGAGAACGGCAGGCAGCGCAAGGGUCUCAAGCAGUGCCGAGAGUCGUUCAAGGCAUAA